This is a messenger RNA of Peromyscus eremicus (cactus mouse), 1485 nucleotides long. Its product is annotated as cytochrome P450 2G1. Lineage: Eukaryota; Metazoa; Chordata; Mammalia; Rodentia; Cricetidae. The coding region runs from base 1 to 1485 and encodes 494 amino acids. The transcript has 9 exons. The record is from RefSeq and is a predicted model, not a curated record. Gene Ontology annotation, molecular function: iron ion binding; oxidoreductase activity, acting on paired donors, with incorporation or reduction of molecular oxygen, reduced flavin or flavoprotein as one donor, and incorporation of one atom of oxygen; heme binding. Gene Ontology annotation, biological process: xenobiotic metabolic process. Gene Ontology annotation, cellular component: cytoplasm; intracellular membrane-bounded organelle.
AUGGCACUGGGAUGGGCCUUCAGCAUCUUUCUGUCACUCUGCUUGCUUUGCCUGCUCAUCUCAAUUGCGUGGAAGAGAACCAGCAAGGGAGGGAAGCUGCCCCCUGGCCCCACACCAAUACCAGUUUUGGGGAACCUGUUACAAGUCCGCAUUGAUAACGUAUUUCAAUCCUUCCUGAAGCUCCAGAAAAAAUAUGGCCCUGUGUUCACUGUGUACUUUGGUCCAAGGCCAGUGGUUAUUUUGUAUGGAUACGAGGCUAUGAAGGAGGCCCUGAUCGACCAAGCAGAUGACUUCAGUGGCCGUGGUGAAAUGCCUACAAUAGACAAGAACUUCCAAGGUCAUGGUUUAGCUCUGUCCAGUGGGGAACGAUGGAAGGUACUUCGGCGUUUUUCCUUGACCGUCCUUCGAAACUUUGGAAUGGGAAAGCGGAGCAUUGAAGAGCGGAUCCAGGAGGAGGCUGGUUAUCUACUGGAAGAAUUCCAUAAAGUCAAGGGAGCUCCCAUAGACCCCACCUUCUACCUGAGCCGCACUGUGUCCAAUGUCAUCUGUUCCAUGGUCUUUGGAAAACGCUUCGACUAUGAAGACAAAUGUUUCCAGAGACUGAUGAAGAUGAUCAAUGAGAGCUUUGUGGAGAUGAGCAAGCCCUGGGCACAGUUAUAUGACAUGUUCUGGAGAAUCAUGCAGUAUUUUCCAGGAAGUCACAACUACCUCUAUGACUUGUUAGAAGAGCUUAAGGAUUUCAUUGCAUCCAGGGUCAAGAUCAAUGAAGCAUCCUUUGACCCCUCAAACCCUAGGGACUACAUCGACUGCUUUCUCAUCAAGAUGCACCAGGAUAAAAGUGACCCCAACACAGAAUUCAACCUCAAGAACUUGGUCCUCACCACCCUCAACCUCUUCUUUGCUGGCACAGAAACUGUGAGUUCCACCUUGCGCUAUGGAUUCUUGCUGCUGACAAAGUAUCCCGAGGUGGAGGCCAAGGUUUACGAGGAAAUUAACCAGGUGAUUGGAACACACCGUAUUCCAACAGUGGAUGACCGGGCCAAGAUGCCCUACACUGAUGCUGUCAUCCAUGAGAUACAGAGAAUGACAGACGUUGUACCCCUGGGUGUCCCCCAUAAUGUCAUACGGGACACUCAUUUCCGAGGCUACUUUCUCCCCAAGGGCACAGACGUGUAUCCCUUGAUUGGCUCAGUCCUCAAAGAUCCCAAAUACUUCCGCUAUCCAGAUGCUUUUUAUCCUCAGCACUUUCUGGAUGAACAGGGGCGCUUCAAGAAGAACGAUGCCUUUGUAGUCUUUUCCUCUGGAAAGCGUGUCUGCGUCGGGGAGGCCCUGGCCCGCAUGGAACUCUUCCUCUACUUCACUUCCAUCCUUCAGAGGUUCUCCUUACGUUCUCUGGUGCCUCCUGCUGAUAUCAACAUCACUCACAGGAUCUCAGGCUUCGGCAACAUCCCCCCCACUUAUAAGCUCUGCUUCAUGGCCCGCUGA